This is a messenger RNA of Mycetomoellerius zeteki, 1834 nucleotides long. RefSeq names its product geko (gene geko). Lineage: Eukaryota; Metazoa; Arthropoda; Insecta; Hymenoptera; Formicidae. Bases 1119 to 1631 code for a protein of 170 amino acids. The transcript is spliced from 4 exons. The record is from RefSeq and is a predicted model, not a curated record.
CUUCGACGGUUCGCAGUAACGCUGUCCGUAUUUCUCUCCUCGUUCGAGACGGCAGCUGUCACUUCAAAGUGCGCGUUUGAUGAUAUAUCGACAGCAACACGUAGCGACACGUUUGCAAAUUUUACUAUUUUCGGAACGUUAUUGUAAGCUUGUUUGCAUCUCGCACAAACGUCUCCUGGUGACACAGUGAUAUUCGACGUCCAGCAUUUCAUCUGGAUAUUUUUCACGGUGAACCCUUCGAUUGUGCGUAAUGGAGAGACAGAGAAAUUUGUUGCAGCCACGUAACAUAUACAAUCGCAGAACCAGCACGCGAUACUGAGUUACGAUCGGUGGAUUUCGAUUUACGCGUGAUUUGAUUUAGCGAGCGAGCUGGAACGCGCGCGUGAUUUUCGAUGUCGACGUUUGGGGAUUGAUCGUUCGCUCCUCGGUUAAUUGCUUUCCGAAAUUUCGCACACGUCGGCAUGCGAUUUAACGGACAAAUCGCAUCGUUUGCGUUCGCAAGAUAUGGGAAUACCUCGCUGUGCGAAUUAUAAUCGACAACGUUAUUCGCAAAUGCGAGCCACUUCGGAAGUGAAUUCCGGCGCCACUCCCGCUCCACGACGGUGUUACAGUUCGCUGAGAGAGGUCUCGCGUCGUUUGUGCCGUGUUUCUCAGGAUAAGGGAAUAGAAGGAGUAUUCCCGUUACGAUUUCGUCGGUCGUUUCCGAGACUCCCGUGCGCUAGAAGUGUAUUCGACGAUACAAAGGAAUUGUCGACGUCGCGGCUCUCAAGAACGAGCUUUGUCGCUUCGGAUGAAAGUAAGACGGACAUCGUAAGAGGAUUUAGCUUUAUUGCUGCAGCGAGUCUUAAAGAAAGUGGAAGUUAACGGAAAGUGAGAGUCUUCUCUUCUCUUUCAAGAGAGAGAGAAAGAAAGAGAGAGAAAGAGGGGGGAGAGAGAGAGAGAGCUGUGACCGGUUCACAGCCCUCUGGUCGAUUGCAUCGAUCGCGGAUCCAGGGACAGAUGUAAUUCUCUACCUCAGUGGAUUCAUACUUGUGUCUGAUAAGACUGUCAGAAAAUUGACAAUAAAUUAGGAUUAUCUCUAGUCUGCCGUAACGCUCACCUUAUUGAAAAAAAUCGACAUGGAUGCCAGUACGGUGCGGUUAGUAAUAUUUUUGGGCAUGUUUCUGGUUUUCGCCGGCGAUUAUAGCGCAUUGAUCGCUUCAAUUUUCGGUAAUGCAACGGAGAGGAACAUAACUGAUGCUAUGAGAGAACCCGAGGCUCAGCUCAAAGGGCCUCCCCAUGAUAAGAUACCCGUUGUCUCGAAAAAAGAUGUCGAUAAGAAUAACGUUGCCCUACGCCGUGCAAAGAUGAUGACAACGAUCAAAACUGCCUGCUUGCCGAAGCUAAUAUGCGAACUCACCAAGUCUGUUCACCAAGACCAACUAAGUGAAAUGGAGCGAUCUCUUUUAAAUCUUAUAAGGGAUACAAGUCUGAGCACAAUGGCGGAAGUACCAUCGAGAUACCACUUCGCGGCUCACAUGGGUCAACUGAUUUCUGGUAUAGAAGGUCAAGGUUGUCAUAACUUUUACCCAACAUGUCCGUUGCCGGGUAUUAGAGUUCUGAACAUGAUGAAGAAGAUUCGUCUACGCUAAGGAAUGAUCACCGUCAUUGUCGAAAUCGACGAUUUAAUAAAACCUGUGAUAUAUAUAUUGUGGAUAUUUUGUUUUUGUUCGCGCUUAGGAGUUCGUUAACAUUAUAAGAAUUCAAUUUGAACAAUGAUAAAUCGCGUUUUUGGCGAUGCAAUAUAUAAAUUAUAAAUAAUACUCAAGUUUUCGUGAAAAUAAUGUCAAUUACU